AUGCCAAACACCUGUGAGGAAAUCUCUUCGAACUCGGAGGAGGAGGAGGAGGAAGGUAAAAGAGUGCCACCGCGGGCCGAAGCUAAUGAGGCGACCGAUGCUAAUGAAGCUGCAGGUUCUAAUGUGGUUUCGGACAAACUGAGAGUGGAGAUGAAGCGGCGUUUUUCUACAGAAACAAACAACGUGAUGAAAGGUGUACAGGCGCUCUCCCCAAAACAUACAGGUUUUCUGGACAAGCAACUACUUCUGCCCAUGGCCCAGCAUUAUGGAGUGCGAGAGGAAAACCUGUCUGCGGAACUACAUCAAGCAAGACGUCAGCACCCCCUAAGCACCCCCUAUGACAAAUGUCUGGCGCCGCCGCUGGUGCUGCCUCUGCUGGUGCUGCCUCUGCUGGUGCUGCCUCUGCUGGUGCUGCCUCUGCUGGUGCUGCCUCUGCUGGUGCUGCCUCUGCUGGUGCUGCCUCUGCUGGUCCUCCCUCUGCUGGUCCUCCCUCUGCUGGUCCUCCCUCUGCUGGUGCUGCCUCUGCUGGUCCGCUGUACCAUUGAUCCCAUGUCAGCCGUGUGGAGGUCAGUGGGCAUUAGCGCAGAGACAACAUUCCCAUUAGGACAGAGCAGAUGGGACUGGGACGAGCCCGAGGAGGGGACUGAGACGAACCCGAGGAGGGGUGGAGGAGAGGUCACCACGGAAACGGCCAUCUCCCAUCACCACUGA
Molecule: messenger RNA, 711 nt
Organism: Knipowitschia caucasica
Lineage: Eukaryota; Metazoa; Chordata; Actinopteri; Gobiiformes; Gobiidae
Source: the annotation of a GenBank genome assembly